Molecule: messenger RNA, 2017 nt
Organism: Macadamia integrifolia
Lineage: Eukaryota; Viridiplantae; Streptophyta; Magnoliopsida; Proteales; Proteaceae
Exons: 4
Coding region: 690-1526 (278 amino acids)
Cellular component (GO): endoplasmic reticulum
Source: RefSeq, a predicted model, not a curated record
AGUCCGGAGUCCGGACAGGUGACCAGGGAAAGGUGGGGAUGGGCUGAUUUUGUUUCUGUCAAUUAGUUGGGACACGUUUACCUCGCUCCGUCUCUCAUUUCUUUAAAUUUCUUCCCCCGCUCCUCUAAUGUCUUCGCCGCUGACUUCUUCCCCGAUCGUUUUCUGUUCCUCCUCUGAACAUUUAUUCUCCUUCUCUCUCUCAAGGCUUAAUCGUGUUGUUGAAGCUCUCAUCGAAAGCAUCCACCAAUUCGAUCUGAGAAUGUGUGCUUGAAGCCUUCAAAUUUUCAACUCAACUGAACUUCCACGAGAUCUCACUUCUUGCACAAAUACUAGGCUUUUCUCGGGAUUUGCUAGGGUUUCACAAUCUGAUUCACCCUGAUUUUGCUGCAUUUCGCUGAUUCAGAGAGUUUUUUUGUCGAGAGUAGCGUUAAUUGGAACUUGUAAGAGUUUUCGGUGGUCGGAUGAGAUUGGUUUGAGUUCGGUGUAUAAGUAUUUCUGUGCAAUUAGGUUUUAUUUGUUCGUUUUGGCCGGAAUUCUGGUGAUGUUCGUUCGGGGACUAAUGGACUUUGACACGGAGAUUUGGGGAUCUGGAUUGGAUUGGGAUUCAGUUUCUUUUGUUUCCAUGGGUUUUAUGUGUAAUGAACAGUAAAUCUUCUUGGUACUCCUUUAACUGAUCGAAAUUUCAUAUUAUGGCUGCUCCGAGGAGUAUUGUCGUUGAUAUUGGGAGGCAGAGGGACGAAGAGAAUGCGAAAGAGGAUUCACCCACGAGUAAGAAACCGAUUGCUGCGAAAUUCGAAGGUAGAUUUCCGUUGUCGCAAUGGGAGUUGGCUAUUGCAAUUGGUGUGAUUUUGCUCUUCUCGACCGGUCUCUUUUUUGUCUAUGUGACCAUGCCAGCUGCCGAAUAUGGCAAGAUCAAGUUUCCUCGCUCUAUUUCUGAUCUUCGAGUUCUCAAAGAUAAUCUUGCAACAUAUGCAAACGACUACAGAGGGCAGUUUAUUCUAGGAUACUGUUCGACUUACAUCUUCAUGCAGACAUUUAUGAUUCCUGGAACAAUCUUCAUGUCAUUGCUUGCUGGUGCCCUUUUCGGUGUUAUCAAAGGCCUGGUUUUAGUUGUCUUCAAUGCAACAGCUGGGGCGUCAUGCUGUUAUUUCCUGUCUAAGUUAAUUGGCAGGCCUUUAGUUAAUUGGUUAUGGCCUGAAAAAUUGAGGUUUUUCCAUGCAGAGAUAGCAAAGCGCAAGGAAAAGCUUCUGAAUUACAUGCUUUUUUUAAGGAUUACUCCAACUUUGCCUAACACAUUUAUUAAUGUGGCAUCUCCAAUAGUGGAUAUUCCUUUCCACGUGUUUUUGCUAGCAACAUUGGUUGGACUUAUUCCAGCUUCAUAUAUCACUGUCAGAGCUGGCCUUGCUCUGGGGGAUCUGAAGUCAGUCAAGGAUUUAUAUGAUUUUAAGACCCUGGUUGUACUUUUCCUCAUCGGUUCGGUGUCCAUAUUUCCUACCAUCCUGAAGAAGAAGCGAACAUAUGAAUAAAAACCUUGUCAGUUGGUCCCUCCUAAUCUGCAAGCAUACAUGACUGGAGAAAACAGAUCCAGUCUCAUCAUGAUGCUGUCUGACCUAAGCACAGAAAUUUGGGAUCUCACCUGGGAAUCAUCCUUUCUAGCCAUUAAAGCACCUUUGUGGAGUUUCUCCCUUGGGAGCUAUCUGUCUGUGCUUUGACAUAUACAAGUGGUUUUACCUCCUUUUCCUCUUGUUUUUGACUCCCCCACCCCUGCUGUAGAUGUAUCACCUCCAUUAAUAUCUGUUGUUUUAGAUUUUUGGUGGCCAGGAUUUUUACGAGGUCUUCCCUGGUAUUCUUCCACAUGAAUAAGUCUAGACGCCUAACUAGAUCGGAAAUAGUGGCCUUGCUAAAGCUUCUUAUUUUCCAUUUGUAGGUUUGUCAGCUUGAGUUGUAAGGUUACAGAAGUGGUAGCUCUCUUAUUUACUUUGAUCAUUCAAAAUUAAAUUAACUUGUGGAUCUCAUA